Molecule: messenger RNA, 2754 nt
Organism: Micropterus dolomieu (smallmouth bass)
Lineage: Eukaryota; Metazoa; Chordata; Actinopteri; Centrarchiformes; Centrarchidae
Gene: syngr3a
Product: synaptogyrin 3a
Exons: 4
Coding region: 1063-1755 (230 amino acids)
Cellular component (GO): neuromuscular junction; synaptic vesicle membrane
Source: RefSeq, a predicted model, not a curated record
CAGGGCUGUAUCUGCCAUUUUGGACAAUGAGGUCGUGUUCAGUGUGUAAUUCUGAGUGGAGUUUCAUUAUAUUUUAUAGGCCCCUAGUACCCACACAGGUGUUUUCACUUAAUUUGAUUAGACUUUGUCUCAGGGCACAGAGACCAUGCACCUGUUAAGGUGGCACAGUUUACACCUUUAUUAUUCUUAUUAGACCGAUGUGGAAUUUUUAAGACCAAUACCGAUUUCAAUAUUUGAGGAUUUUAAAAUCCGACCAUCAGAUAUAUCAGCCGAUAUUCUUUUUUUUCGUUUCUAUUUCAGAAACACAUAACGUUAACAUUAUUCCUAGCAUUUGUUAUGUGUAGUUAUGAGACCUCAACAAGAUAAAACAGUUUAAAAAUAUUUUUUUUUAUAAUAAAUAAUCCCUGAUGAUGCCAUAGUGACUUUUUUUUUUUUUUUUUUACCAGAAAGACUGCAUUUGGAAGUUUGGGAAGAGUUUGGAACAUGUGGAUGACUACUAGUCAGGGAGGGGCUUACCAAAGAUGACAACUUGCAUGGAAGUGAACCAUUGUUAUUGGAGCUUGAAAGUCAGGAUAUCUCGGCUGUGCUGCUUUGAUUUUGACCAUUCUUUUUGUAAUGUGCAUCUUGUGGCUCCCCAAUUUAUAAGGAAGUAGCCUAGGAUAGGCCUACUAAAUUGCAGGAGGCCACAACAAAUGAUGGUAGCCUACCACAAACAUUGCUUGUUGGUUGGUAGGUCUGCUCAUUAGGGGCCUGCCUGGUUUUAUUUCCCCUUGUGGGCCUAUAAGCCCCUAUCAUUUUAAUAUCUGUACAGGCUACAAUAUUCCAUAUUAGCAUGACAGUAUUAAAUUUGGUCUAAAUGGCUUAUCCCACCUCAGCCUGUAGCGCGGGUACUUCGGCCACGCAAGCUCCGCCACUCGCGGCGCCCUCCUCUGUGCCCGCGCGCCUCUGGGUGCGCGCAGGACCCUUCACUACAGCAGAGAGCAGCAGCGCAUCCAUCCUGCCGUGGAGCCGGGAGCGUGGACCCGCGAGGAGCGCACAGAGAGAGAGAGACACACACAGAAGAUGGACGGAGUCGGAUCGUUCGGAGCGGGCCGGGCCGGGACCACUAUAGACCCGAUUGCCUUCGCCAAACAGCCGCAGACCAUCCUCAGAGUGCUGUCCUGGAUAUUUUCGCUGGUGGUCUUUGCCUCCAUCGUGAACGAGGGUUAUGUCAACCUGGGCAGCGAGCGUCUCCACUGCAUCUUCAAUCGUAAUGCAGACGCGUGCAACUACGGUGUGUUCGUGGGCCUGGUGGGCCUGCUGGCGUGCUCCUUCUUUUUCCUGCUCGACUACAAGUUCUCCUCCAUCAGCUCCGUCAAAGACAGGAAGAAGGCUAUCAUGCUUGAGAUCGGUUUCUCGGGUUUCUGGACCUUCCUAUACUUCGUAAGUUUCUGCUUCCUGGCCAAUCAGUGGUCUCAGACCACGGCUGAUGAGCUGCCACUCAAUCAGGGGGCAGAUGCAGCCCGGGCUGCAAUCGCCUUCUCUUUCUUCUCCAUAAUCACUUGGGCUGGUCUAACAGUGCGUGCGGUCCAGAAGUAUAUGCUCGGCACGGACAUGACUCUGUUCACCACGGAGCACAUGGACGGCGGCGCGCCCACCCAGCCAUACCCCUCCAAUUCACCUGUAGGCGCCACCACUGAGACCGCAGAGGCCUACCAGAGCCCACCAUUCACCGAGAACAACGCAGCACCCACGUACCAGGUUCCCAUUUACUAGAUAUGGUAGACCUGAUGGUGGAGGAGGAAGGGAUGAGAGGAAAGUGAUAAAAAUUGCUUUCUGUGAUGUUACACCUGCUGUUGUGUAUGUGUUGAUCUGGGCUGAGUUUUCAGUAAUUGUUCAAAAACGGCCUCGCCGGCUUUGUUACCUCCUCUCGUUCCCUUUCCUUCCUUAACAUUCCAGCUUUACCUCGCACUUUUCCACACCUGUAUGUUGAACUCAAUCUUCUGCUUUAGCAAAUCCAGUGUUGUCAGAUCAGAGCAGAUGAGAGAAAAAGAGAACAAGAGGAGGAAAUGUAGACAAGGAGGCCACGGUGCAGUAUUCAAACAUUAUUUUGAAAAAGAAGAGAUCAACAAGUGAGUGACUCCACCACAAAGCAGUAUUAGAUGACUAAAAAUAGUGCAGAAUCCACUCACAUACAGCACCUUCAUAUUAUUCUCUUCAUUCAUUUAAGUGUCAAAAUCCCCUUUCAUGCCAAACAGUACGGGGAAUGUUUUUUUUAUUUAUUUUUUUUAGCUACAGUAUGGUCUGGUCUUUCCUCCCCCUCUCUCUGCUGCAGUUAAAAGUGAUCAUGUGUAUUGAAUCUGCAUGUUUCCAAACUUAGAUAUCAACUAAGUGCCAUACUGUACUGUAUCUCUCAGACAGUGACUUAAUUUAGUAGAUUUCCACAUGCUGUAAAAAAAAAACAAAAAAAACAACAACAAUGUUUUGUGACCAAGUGCAAUAUCUCACAUUCUUAUGUAGGUAGGUAUAUACUGUACUGUAGGUAGGCUAGUUACGGUCAGAGUAGACCAGUUUUAGGCACUGUCUCAAAUUACAUACUACUCUUUGAAUUGUACUAACAAAUCUCAGGCAUUUUUCCAAAUUAGAAGUGUCGAUCUGAACUAUCCUGGUGAAGUUUGCAAGAUAUGGAAGUUACUGUAUAUCCAACAGAUCAUGAGAUAACUUUUCAUCUACACAACAAUUUAAAUAAAAUUAGUAUUGGUCAAGAAUCCUUUA